Molecule: messenger RNA, 978 nt
Organism: Stylonychia lemnae
Lineage: Eukaryota; Ciliophora; Spirotrichea; Sporadotrichida; Oxytrichidae
Source: the annotation of a GenBank genome assembly
AUGGAAUUUUCAACUAAGCUUUUUACUCCAGAGACAGUAAAUCAUGCAAUGAGUUUACCAGGUGGAGGUCCUCAUAAUGUUGCCCCUGGUUAGAUAACUGAUGACGGUGAACUUACUCUAUCUCUGUUAAAUGGUCUACUUAAAGCUCAGAAGAUUAAAGAUAAAAAUAUGGGAACAUUAGAUUUGAAGUAGAUCGUUAUAAUGUAUGCUAAGUGGAUUCAGAGUAAACCAUUUGACAUUGGUGCAACAAUUAGAGCAUCAUUUUUCAAAUGCAGCAUUGACAAACCAAAUCCUUAGAGAGUUAUAGAGGGUGGAAAAUAGAAAAAAUCAUUAACUUCUCAAAGCAAUGGAGCAUUAAUGAGAAUAAGUCCUUUAGCAGUCUGGUGCUACAAUUUAACUGAUCAAGAAAUGGCCUAAGCAGCCACCCUUGACACUUCACUCAGUCAUGGAAAUUAACUCACUUAAUAAGCGAGUGUGCUAUAUUGCUUGGCUAUAAAAAGAAUUCUUUCCUCAGCAAUGACAAGGCAAGAAAUAUAUGAUGAUGUCAAGGAUUAUUGUUAGUAAAAUUGCUUACAAGAUUUGUAGGACUGGUUUAAGACAAUAGAUAGCUUUGCUGAUGGAAAGAUUAAUCCUGAGUUAGUUACACCUAAAAAAGCUGGAGGCUGGUUGAAGCAUUCUUUUAUUAUGAGUUUCACCUUUUUGAAGAAUGAAAGUUAUGACUACAGAGAGGCAAUUUAUGAUUGUAUAAUGCUAGGAGGUGAUACUGAUACUAAUGCAUGCAUAGUAGGAGGUAUGAUAGGUGCUCUUGUUGGCUUUAGUAAUUUACCUUAAAGAGAGGUAGAUAUUUUGCUAAAUUGUAAUAUAAGUCAGGGGAAAAAGAGUUAAAGACCGAAAUUGAUACAAACAAACAAUGAUUUGAUUAAUAAAAUAAAGUAAUUGGUAGAAAUUGCUCCUGAUCAAUUGAUCGUCAAUUAAUGA